This is a messenger RNA of Triticum aestivum (bread wheat), 1510 nucleotides long. Its product is annotated as alpha carbonic anhydrase 7-like. The transcript has 4 exons. Gene Ontology annotation, biological process: one-carbon metabolic process. Gene Ontology annotation, molecular function: zinc ion binding; carbonate dehydratase activity. NCBI's taxonomy places the organism in Eukaryota, Viridiplantae, Streptophyta, Magnoliopsida, Poales, Poaceae. The record is from RefSeq and is a predicted model, not a curated record. The coding region runs from base 1 to 855 and encodes 284 amino acids.
AUGCAUCCAUGUCGGGACCUCCACCUCCACCUCGCCGUCUCGGCAACGGCGGUGCUCUUCUUCUCCGCCUCCGUCAUCCUCUCGGCCGUCCCUGCAGCCAGAGCCCAGCAGGAAACCGAGCACGAGGAAGAGUUCAGCUACUCGCCGGACGCGGAGAACGGGCCGGCGCACUGGGGCCAGAUCAAGGCGGAGUGGUCGGCGUGUGGCAACGGGGAGAUGCAGUCGCCCAUCGACCUCGCCGGGCCGCGUGUGACCCUGGUGCGCCGCCUCGGCCACCUCAACCACUCCUACGCCCCCGCUAACGCAUCCGUCGUCAACCGCGGCCACGACAUCAUGGUGCGGUUCGAGGGCGACGCCGGGAGCGUGUCCAUCGACGGCACGGCGUACCACCUCCGGCAGCUGCACUGGCACGCGCCCACGGAGCACAGCGUCAACGGCCGCCGGUACGACAUGGAGCUCCACAUGGUGCACCAGAGCGCCAAGAACAAGACCGCCGUCAUCGGCGUCUUCUACGAGAUCGGUGCCCGCGACGCCUUCCUGCACAAGCUGGAGCCAUACCUGGAGAUGAUCGCCAAGCAGCCGGAGAGGGAGGAGAAGGUGGGCGUGGUGGACGCCAGGGGUGCCAGGGGGAGGGCCAGCGUGUACUACCGCUACGUGGGCUCCCUCACCACCCCGCCAUGCACCCAAGGGGUCAUCUGGACCAUCGUCAAGCGGGUUCGUACCGUGUCGCGGCAUCAGCUGGAGCUUCUCCGAGAGGCUGUCCACGACGAAAUGGAGAAGAACGCGAGGCCGCGUCAGGAGGUGAACAACAGAGACAUCAACAUGUUCUGGCCUAUCCAGCAGAAUAAGCACUGAUUAUCACAGUCGGUUCUCUGCUUAAUUAGAGUUUUGUCAAAAACCUGAGAGAUGAAGCCCAUUGUACCAAAUUAUUGUAGACCUCCUUUACACCUCCUCAAGAAAAGUCUCUUCCUCCUCCCGGGGGCGGCUCCGCCGCCGAUGCACCCCACCUCCGAUGGCCUUUGGGCCUUGGAGGCGCGGAGGAUCUCGGCUCCUCUUUGGCAGGAGGGACCCCAUUCUUGUUUUUGUUAAGUUCAACGUUUUGGUUGGGUUUGUGUAAAGGUGGCGAUGUUCCUGAGUAGGAAUAAUGUCUCCCAGUUCGAUCCCUAUCCCGAUGGUGCGAAUAGCGUCGUCGUCAGGGGGCGGCUGGAAUUGUCUCUCUGUCGGAUCUUGCAGGAUUCGGUUGGUGCUUGUUCUCGGGGGAUCUAUUUGAAUCUAGUUUGUGUUCGUCUUCGUUCGUGUGCUUACUGGUUUGAUUUUUCCGAUCUAUAACUCUCUUUGUCGGCGAUGGUUGUUGUUUUGGUGCGCUGGUUCUUUGGGGCCUUAGCAUGACGACUUCUCGACUGUCUAUUACAACAAGGUUUGUCCUGCUCCGGUGAGGAAGGGGUGAUGACGGCGGCGUGCCUUCGAUUCGCUCCACUGGUUGUAAUCGUCGCUAGGUGGUCCAUGGAUC